This is a messenger RNA of Mytilus californianus (California mussel), 783 nucleotides long. RefSeq names its product short-chain collagen C4-like. NCBI's taxonomy places the organism in Eukaryota, Metazoa, Mollusca, Bivalvia, Mytilida, Mytilidae. Bases 50 to 736 code for a protein of 228 amino acids. The transcript is spliced from 3 exons. The record is from RefSeq and is a predicted model, not a curated record.
UUGUAUUAGUACACAACUACUAGCCUACUGGUAAAGAUAUCACAUUAUCAUGUUGAAGAUCAGUUUGAUUGUCCUUUUGUCCUGUGUUUGCUGUCGAGCUGGAAAGCCAGGAUGUUUAAAAGAACACCUCAUAAAAGAAAUUGAGAGGAACUUGAAAGAUCUACAAUCUAUUCAUGUUCACAACGGUGAAAACUCAGGCGAGACGUAUAUCAGAUGGGGGAAAACAUCAUGUCCAAAGGAGUCUAAUCUUGUUUAUGAUGGAUAUGCUGCCGGAAAACACUUCAACAUUGGUGGGUCUGGUGCAAAUUUUCUAUGUUUACCAAAGAAUCCUGAAUGGAAUAGUUAUAAAGACGGGGUAAACACGUGGAGGGGUAAAAUAUAUGGUAUCGAAUAUGAAGUAGGCCAGAAGCCAUAUCCAUCCACUUUUCACGAUAAAGAUAUGCCAUGUGCUGUAUGCCAGUCUAAAAGAUCAACAGUUUUAAUGGUACCAGGUAAACUAACGUGUCAUGACGGAUGGCACAAGGAAUUUUCUGGAUACCUUAUGUCGCAAUCAAGUACAAAUGGUCGUACUCCAGCAGAAUACAUCUGUGUUGAUGAGAAGUUAGAAUCUGUGCCUGGUGGAGAUUCAGGUCGGAAUGAGGCUGUCGUGUAUCCAGUGGAAGUUGUUUGUGGAAGUUUGAAAUGUCCACCGUACGUCAAUGGCAGAGAGCUUACUUGUGUUGUCUGCUCCAACUGAAAUAAAAAAAAACUAUAAUCUGAAAUAAAAUAUGCAAGUACAAACAA